This is a messenger RNA of Cylindrotheca closterium, 2457 nucleotides long. Lineage: Eukaryota; Bacillariophyta; Bacillariophyceae; Bacillariales; Bacillariaceae. The record is from the annotation of a GenBank genome assembly.
AUGACUGACCUGAAUGAUAUUCCGACAGCUAUGUCUACAUCGGCUUUGGAAACCAAGCUGAAAGGGUUGAAGGGAAAGGCGAAAGAACACAGUCAGAUUUUGACAGCCAAGUUAGCGACGUCGCAAUCGGGCCAAAAUUUACUGCAUAUCGGCACAAGCUUGUCAUCAUUGCCUCCCGAUCUUCACACUUUGUUGACCCAAUUACAUCCUGUCCUAUCCUCGGCCGAGACAACCGAAAAGCAAUACCUACAACACUUGGAGAAAUUUGUCAAUUGUGGAAUGGAGAUUCGAAAGGAAGAACGACGUGUGCACAAUGCCAAGGAAUGUGCUAGUCUGUAUCAAGAUCUAGUGGCUGCUGAAAGAGUUGUGAAGAAGGAUGCAGCAGAUCGACGAGACGAGGGAUUUUCAAGAAGCGACACUGUAGCAGAAAAAGUAGACAGAGUUUCAUCGCUGGAAAGGUGUGCACACACCACUCUUUGCCUCAUUCAGGACCUGCAAUCGAGCACGGACACGAUUUCGGCCAUGACAGCUAGCAAAGUCACACAGACCGACUCAAAGAACGCGUUGCCAUCCAUGAGGCUGGCCCUAGGAGAGGAUUCGGAGCGGGCUCAAUUCAUCAUGAAGCUUUCCCCUCGAAUUCGACGAUUGGAAUCUGACACGAUCAUUUCCCUUUCCUACCGCCUAGAAGAAACCCUCAAGAGUUUGCAACAUCGUAGAGAAGGAAGACUUGCGUCUGAAGAUGCUGAGAAAGUGCCUGAAGAAGAAGAUCUGUUAUUGCUCCUUGGCCACUGCAUGAGAGGCCUGGCACUUCUGGGACGAGGGAAAGAGGUGGAGAGUAUCUUUGCACGUGUUGCAAUCAUGCCGCUGAUUCGAUCGAAGGUAUCCAUGGGAAGCCUCGACGAGGGUGGCCCCCGAGGCGAAUGUGCUGGUCUUGCUCCACUCUUGAAUGAUAUGAUUACCACUAUUGCUCAAGCAUUUGGCCCAGCCUUACAACUGGCAGAUGUUAUGUUCGAUGUAGGUUCCAAGAUGGAAGUUGAUCUUGUCACUGCUGGAGUCUGGGCACCAAUUGCCACUGCACUAAUGGCUGAUGCGGGAAUCAAGAUGGCUAUCUUUUCGCCUGGAAUUGCUAGCAUUUUGCAAGCAAACUACAUGGCAUUGGAUACCUUUCUUUCGGAGCUCGCACAACGGCUCUUGCAACAAUCUGGCGAGACUGAAAUACCUGCUUCGGGAUCCAUGGAAAAUCUAUACUACCAUGCAAUAACUUCACCUGAAACAAUCCAAAGAGCACAGAAUCGCAUUUAUUCACACCCCAAGACUGCCGAGUUUGCCAAGAAGUGGAAUCUUCCGAUCUACUACCAGUUGAGAUUUGGAGAAUGCUGUAAUCGUAUCAACCGAGCGAUUGAACAGACAAAGGAUGGUGGAUGGACCACUGAGGUGUUCACUGGAGCACCUGAAGAUGCGAAUACCAUGAAGAACGAAGUCGGAUUUGAAUUGUCGUUCUUCUUGGAGCUUUAUGAAGUUCUAUUGUCACUAUGGAAAUCAGAAGUGUUCUUGCGACCUCUCACGAACCGAUUUUUGCGUGGUGCUGUGCAAUUGGUUGGACGUAAUAUUGCCUUUAUCGAAGACGGCCUUACCGGGAAGAUAAAGUUUGGUGUUGAGAAGGAGCCGGAGCCAAAAGAGAAUGGAGGUCAAGAAGGGAGCAACGGUAUGAUGGCACCCCCGAAACCCGCUCCAUACUGCUGGGCGGAAAGUGUUAAUGAUGUCGCUGCAGUAGCAUGGGAAUUGGCAAUCCUGGAGACAACUCUCGGGUAUGACUACGUGUCUGUUGUCUCACAGACUCUUGCAAGCGGUGAUGCAACUUCUGCCGAGAAGGCUGAGCUUCGAACGCUUGUCUUGGAAGUGUUGAAGGAUGCAUCUAGGCAGAUUCGCCCUCUUGUGGAGAAGAUGUGGAAUAAAGUGAUUGUGGAACUUAUUACCGAAAAAUGCUCGGGCCCACUUGCGGCAGUCAAGGGAGUUGCUGCCACUUAUAGAAUGACCAACCGACCCCCACCAACUCAGGCUUCUCCUUUUGUUAGUACUAUCUUACGUCCAUUCAAGGAGUUUUCCAAUGAAUUCUCUCAACGAAAACCAGACCACAUUGGUGAUGGAUGGAAGCUUGAAAUCAUUUCAGUGGUGACGGAUCGAUACAGUGCUGCGGUCGAGGAGCUUUUGACAACGGUUGCUCGAACUGAAGUUACAUUGCAAAACAGGAGAGUACGACGUGCUACUUCUGGAGGCAUUAGUGAUGGAGACAAGGUCAAAUUGCAAGUCUAUUUGGAUUGCGAAGAGUUCUGCAAGCAAAUUGAGAGUGUAGGAGUAGACCCGUCGUCGAUAAGUGGGGUCGAAAAACUCAAGUCUCUGACUGCAGAGGCUGCUGCCAAGUCUGCAGAAAAGUCAGAGGCAGUUCUCUCAGCAUAA